CCAAUUGUAAUGCUAUAUCAACUUUAACCAAAUUAGAAUAAUACAAUGAAUACGAUGGGUACAUCAGUUGAGAGGGUGUUGAACCGGCGUGCUAGUUUACUGGAUAAUAAAACCGUUCCGGUGCAUCAUGAAACCAUGUCGAAUUUAGGUACUUUCCUUGGGGAAACGGUUCUCAGUGAAAUGUCACCAAUCGCAAAAGAAAUGAUGCAUUUAGACAAACCAUUUCCGGUUGCUCCAAAAACAGUAUGGUUGUCGCCAAGUGAUAGAAACAAUGGGAAAUUUGUUCUAAAACCUCCUCCGAACGAAGAUGUUAUCAAGGCCUUGACUCACGAGGGAAUUCUAGAGAUCGGAUCGACUGUAGAAAAGAAAUUGGAAGAGCAUUGGCAAACUAGAAUAAAGGAAGCCAAAAAAGAGGUUGAGGAUUUCGAAAGGUUUGAGUGCAAUAAUCGCAUAAAAUUUGCACUACAACAAGAAAAACUGGCUCAUGAGAAAGUCCUCAAGCAACAACGAUCUGAUCUUUUGAAAAUGUUUCAAAAAGAUCGCGACGAAUUGAUUGAAGAGAGCAAAACCGAAAUGGAAACGCUGGAGAAAAAGCUGAUGAAUGAGCAUGAGCUUCAAAGAGAUAUCGAUAUCAGAAUGUCGGUGAAGCAGACACAGGUUUCAGCAGAUCAAAAAAUCAGUGAGUUAACUGAACGCAUAAAUUCAUUGGAAAACGAACUUCAAGACAUGCAGGAGAUGAUUGUGGUCGAAGUGGAGAAAAGGAAGAAUCGAGACUGGCAAAUUUUGCAAGAAAUGUUCAUCGCGAUGAAUCGACAAUUUUCUGCGAAACUAACAAUUUUGCAUAAUCAACAUAACGCUGAGAUCAGACAGCUUUACCUGGAAUUAAGGACUCAAGUAGAAGACAGCGAGCGCACCACUUCUUAUAAUGAAGACACGUGGAACGAUGAAAGUUUGUCUAGUGAACUUGAGCAGGAAAAUAUCGAACUAAGCCAUCAAGAAAAACCUUUCGUUAUAAAUGUGUGUAAAGUUGAAGGUGAAUCUUCCGAUGAAGAGAAGGAGGACGACCAUUCAAAUUGUUCUAGCUUUAAGUGCUAUCGACAUCGGUCCAAACCAAAAGACAGCCACUUUUAUGAGGAAGAUGUCGCUUUUGCAGAACCAUUCCAAUCGAAAAUAUCCUUAACCGAGAGUCAAUCGAAAAUUGGUUUUAUAAACAAUAUCAACACAACUGACGUCAGCUGCAACAUUCUGAGACGGUUGGGACUGAAUUUUAAUAUGGCGAAUAUAGAGAAGGUCAAACUCGAACUGGACAAUUUAAUGUUGAAUGUCAGCAAUAGAGGCGAAACACGAUUUUUAACUGCGGCUGAUUCGCUGGAAUUAUUAACAUUUGAUCUCACCAAAGAUUUUCCAAUUCCGGAAUCCGCGGAGUCACAGCAGCAGAAAGGGUCUAAAGACGCUGAUAGGGAAGAGUACAAACGAAUCAUGAAUCGAAAAAAAUCGAAAAAAUUAAUUGACACAAAGUUGGCAAUUCCGUUAACCGUUGACGAAUAUAUGAACACCCUUAUUCCGACACCGAAAUACAUGGAAACCCAAGGCGUUAGCAACAUUUCAAUUUGGGAUUAUAAAGCUAUGGACGAAGAUGAUUGGAACAAUUUACUUGAAGAAAUGGACGAUAAACUUCAUUCGGAGUCAAAUGAAUCGAACAGCAAAAGUAAAUCGGUGACGGUGACCUCUCCCAAUUCAAUGGAAUCAAUCUCAAUAUCUGAAAAUUUUUUGUGUAGUAGCAGCGAUAAGAAACCUGUAUGUAGUAUUCUGCGGUCUAGUUUAGACAGCAAAACGGAUCCGAAACGUAUGUUAAAAAAUGAAGCCUUUCAAACCGAUCAGAUGCAGUCUUUGGUUAAAAAAUUCUGUGAUGAAUAAGCGACGGAAUCAAUGAAAUAAAUUCUCUAUUU
Molecule: messenger RNA, 1949 nt
Organism: Bradysia coprophila
Lineage: Eukaryota; Metazoa; Arthropoda; Insecta; Diptera; Sciaridae
Source: RefSeq, a predicted model, not a curated record